AUCGCUAGGAUUUCAUAGUAUGACAGUAUCGUGACUUCAGUUUCCAUAAUAAACGGCCAAGUUCUGGUUAUAAAGGAAAAGCAGCUAUCUCACCAACAAUAAUGACGAGUUUUUCUCAGUUGUCAGUUGUUGAACACCGCGGUGUUAAAGAUUUGACCGAGGACGACGAAAAUGUCCUGUCAGUACGACAGUCUCGGAAGAAGAACAAGGGAAAGUCACCUGAGCGAACGGGACAUCUUGAAGGUCAAUCAACGGAGGAACAAAUCGCCGAACUUAGGGGUAACAUGGGGAUUAUUUUGGACGUAAGAGCGACAUGUCCGGGAUACGCACAGAAGGAAAGCCGUUUAAAGUCGUUUAAGAAAAUGCGCGAGAGGAACGGACACUCUGUAGACAUUCUUGCGACUACCGGACUGUACAGGACUAAAGAUGGUUCGACUAAGUGUUUCCACUGUGGAGUUUUUAUAAACGUUCCCGAAGGAGCUGAUCCCUGGGGAUACCACAUCACGAAUUCACCUUUCUGUGCCCAUAUGAGGAUGUGCAAGGGGGACAUGUUUAUAACAAAAGUUCUUAAAAGUGGAACAGACAUAGCAAAGGAAGACAUACCGAUUUCGUUCAGGAAAAGCAGCUCAAAACAUCGAACCUGCAGUCCAGAUUUCACUGAGGCUCUUGAAGAAAAUCAGAGACUAAAAGAAAAUAUGUUAUGUAAAAUUUGUUUUGAUGAUAUCGCCUGUAUAAUUGUGUUGUCUUGUGGCCAUAUGGCAUCAUGUUCUCAAUGUAUAUCUGCUCUCAGAAACUGUCCGAUUUGUAGGUCAGAGGUUAAAGGGACAGUGCGAGCGACACUUGUGCCUUCAGGGGCGUAAUCUAGACUGUUGUGAUUACGAUGUUUUUAUAAAACAUAUGUUUUGCUUAUGCUCAUACCAUGAUGUUGACUAUAUGUAGAGUGUACGUGGUUGUUAGCUAUGUAUUGCGAAUAUUCACUAAAGGUAGCACACCAGUAAUGAAAACCUAUACUUUUAACUCUUCAAUGUUGAUGCAUUAUCUACACAUCUUUUGAGGGUUUCAAGGUAGAGGUCGAAUCCAUCUAGAAACACACAUAUUUUUUUUCUUUAUUUCUCAUUGUUUUCAUUAGCUUACAUCUUUUCACAGAACAUUUUUUUGUUCUUUUUAACUUAAAAGAAAUUAAGUUCAUUUCUACACAUUAAAAUUAGCUUUUUGAAGAUUUUAUUACUUUUAGGCCGCCUGCUGAAAAAGGUAGUUCGGAUUUUCAUACUCUAUUUAUUUUAAAAUGAGACGGUUAAACAUUACGAUUUUUUGGGAAAAUGUUCCCAAAAGGUUAAAGUUAAUUACUAAUAAAGAACAGAUCAAGAAUAUUUCUAGAAAUUGAUGAUUUUGCUUUAAAACGUCUUUGUUCAAUUUUUUACGCGGUCAAAACAGUAUGUUAAAGUGACACUCUUAUUAAAAAAUCAAUACAUACACAUGUAUAACAAACAUCAUUUUUUGACUGAUAAACUUUUACUACUUACUAAAUAAUGCAAUUAUUGAAAAUAUUAAUUACUGAAAACAAGAUUGUAACCGUGUAUUUAAUAGCAGAAAGCGAAAAACAUCUUUUAAGGAAUAUUCAAACACUAUUAUUCAUUGUGGUAAAUCUUAUUUGAGAGUGCAUCUUUAAAAUUGUCAUACCAUAUAGCUAUUUCAGUACAGUUUGAUUAUAUUUGUUGAUGAUGUGAUAAAAGAUCCUUUCUGAAAGCAAAUAUAUUACUUGUUAUCCUGAUAUCAAAUUAUUAAAAUUAUUAUAUAAUAUAUAAAAAAUAAAUGAAAUGAAGUAUU
This is a messenger RNA of Mya arenaria, 1827 nucleotides long. RefSeq names its product baculoviral IAP repeat-containing protein 7-B-like. Lineage: Eukaryota; Metazoa; Mollusca; Bivalvia; Myida; Myidae. Gene Ontology annotation, cellular component: cytoplasm; spindle microtubule; nucleus. The transcript has a single exon. Gene Ontology annotation, biological process: regulation of cell cycle. The record is from RefSeq and is a predicted model, not a curated record. Bases 102 to 860 code for a protein of 252 amino acids.